Symbiodinium sp. CCMP2456 is the source of this 4416-nucleotide messenger RNA. Lineage: Eukaryota; Dinophyceae; Suessiales; Symbiodiniaceae. The record is from the annotation of a GenBank genome assembly.
AUGGCCCAAAAGGGCGAUUCGCAUCACUUUGGCCCACGAGGGCACUUGGGCGCGGUUCAGGAUACCACGGCCACCCUGGUGUCGGGCCUCUACCAUGACUGUUCAGAAGGAGAUGGAGUCACCCUGAUGAGUUUCUGUCAUCUUCUGGCCCACCAACGCCUCCUCUCGUUGGACUUCGAUCACAAGUCGAUGCUCGAGUCCUUCAAGCAGCACACCGGUGGCCCACUCUAUCCAGAGGAGCCUCUGGAUAGCAGACUUCUGGACUCCAAGCAGUUUCGUCAAGCGCUGCAGGCACUGGCCAACGAGCACUACGGGGCUCAAUGGGGUCUGAAGAAGGCAGGUGCGGACACCUUGGAUCGGCAGACAACAGAGUCGGAAAGCCGACGCCCAAGUGCAAGUGCUUCCGGUAUGGAAAGGCGAGGCAGCAGGCUUUUCGCAGCUGAGAGCACCAACAAGAUCUCCGCGCUGCAGGACCUACUGCGAGAUGUCAGCUUACGCAACAGUGAGAUCCCUUUCAACAUCAAGACGGCACACGUGCUUACCGUUGCGCAGGCCAUUGUGAGCAGGUCCAUGGGUUCUUCAGAUGUGUUUCAGCUAGCAUGUCGGUUCAAGGCACCCGGUACUCACGGACAUUCGUGGAACGACGGUAUGGGCCAGCGUUCACUGCUGGCUUGUGCUGUUCUGAUGGUGUUUGGUUUAAUCUAUUCUGUGAACAGAGCUGUGCCAGAAGCUCGUGCGCCUUCAAGUCCUGAUUUUUCUGGUUCGGAGCCGUUCUCAGAAGAGCGGAAGGUUCACGUGACCGAGCCCUGGAAUUCGACAGCACGCAGCACUCUUCUCGUGUCAUCGGGGGCGAUUGCCGGCAGCCCAUUCAAGGUAGAGGAUAGCGAGCUGCGCCAGGAAAUGUUUCUGCCGGUGUUCCUGGAAGCGGACGUGCUGCACCGGAAUACUUAUCCUUUCAGACACAUGCCUACUUUCGAAGGCAAUUGGACGGUAACAGAUCCUGCGCACGCCGUUUUCUACGUCGUGUGCUGUGGUCCGAUCGACCGCAUGCUGCGUCUCCCACCACGGACACCCGAGCGACCUUACUUGUGCUACGACUGCGACGCGGCACUCACCAUCGGGAGGCUGCGCUUGACAGAGGUGAUAGGGCAGGUAGGCAUCAGCGUGCAGUUCCGUGAUGUCCUAGCAGGCGGCUGCUGGCAGAACUGUGCUGAUAUUUGGGCCUUGCUGUCCCGACGGGACUUCAUGUUUUCCUCGGCAGAUCUGCGAUUCUGGAACAAUGCAAACGAUUCGGCGCUGCUGCUACCUGGUGUGACCCAUGCUCACCAUCUUCCCUGGCCAGAGACACUGCGACAGUCCAGGGUGCCGCCGUCCAGUCCACCAAGGUAUUUCCUGACAUUUCAGGGGCUCUGGAAUGUUGGCAAGGGUGGCACGUCUUUUGUUCGCUUGAACAUGGCAGCUAUGCUAAACAGCACCAAUAAGCUGCCGAAAGCCAUGAAAAGCUGUGCCGGCGAACCUCUGCCCCUGCCCUCAGUGAGUUAUGAGCCUCCUUCGGAUGUCUUCAUAUCCAUCGCAGGCGAACAGUGGCAUUUCAAGGAGAAACGACAUUACUAUUCACUUUUCGAUUCUGCCUACAGCCUCGUCAUGCACGGCCAUGGCAGGUGGAGCUACCGGCUGAUGGAAUGCUUGAGCGGGAGAGCGAUACCGGUAAUUCUGGCCGAAGGUUGGUGUCUCCCGUAUCAAGAGUUGAUUGAUUGGGAGCAGAUCUCGGUCCAGCGACCAGAGGCCAUGGGCCUGGAUCCUCGUGCUUUGAUCGAGGGCCUGACACGCGAUCCUGAAAGGAUCAAUGCCACACGAAAGCGAGUCGCUGAGGUUUAUGACAAGCACUUUGGAACAUAUCAGAGCCGCAUCACUGCCCUGCUCCGUUCUGCUGCCCUUUGGAAGCAGGCCUGGCAGGAGAGAGAGAAGAGCACAUUGCGCAUGCUGGCGGAUGUGUUUGUGAAGGAGCAUCCGGACAAGGUGCUGAAGUACCUGUCAGCUGAUAGAGCAGACGAAGCUAGCAAACAGUGGCUCUGCAAGGAGAAACGAGAGAAGUAUGCACUUUUUGAUUUUGUCAGUCCUAUGCGCACAGCUCUCUUCGAAGACGAGGUCAUCCAGGCUGCCUACCAGUACGAACAUGCUUUCCGCAGGCUUUUCCUGCACUACGCCACAAGCGACCGCAGCCCUUCCGGAGGGGUGACGCUGACUCUGGAGGAAAGAGCCGAUAAAGCCAUCACGGCCAGAUCCCUCUAUCGGCUGGCACGCGCAACGCGUCUGAUUCCGGACUGCUUGGUGCCAGGCGAGUUUCAAGACGUGGUCAAUGGGCUCCGAUUCCAAAGUGCUGCGCGCGCUGCAGAGAAUCGUUUCUUUCAGGAAGGCCGGAUGCUGCAGCGCGAAGAGGAGCCGAAGUGGCACAUGCCAGCAGAAGGGAUGCUGACUGGCGAGCCACGUUUCUUCUUUCCAGAAAUGCUGGAGAUCCUGGUUGCUGCAUCCUUCCACACACCUCCCCGGCUUUACUCGGAGCCCGUACAGGACCGUGUCGAGCGCAUCCAUGAGAUUUUUGGUGACUUGCUGCAGCUGCCGCGGGAAGAGGCCUUCAGGGUGGAUCUUUACUUGAAGGCCACCACGGGCUUUCACGAUACGCAGGAGCUGGCAGAAGAUUUGGAGAUCAGUCCCCAGAGCCUGGAUGAGGUGAUGCAAGCGAUUGAUGCAGAACUGCCCUUGCUCGCCGAGAGAAAGGUAUGUGAAUUUGGCUGUCCGGCGGGUGUGCCGCUUCUCACACUGCUUUUCUGGCUGAAGGAUCCCCACAUUCCGAAGCCGCCUGCGCACGUGGUGGAUAAGUCCUGGAUGCCAUGUGGCAUUGCUGCUGUUAUCACUCAAUCCGAGGACGACAUGCAGAGGAGAAAUCCCUUGGGCAAGACAGUAGCCGGUGGCAAGAAGAAGGGGCAAACCCGACACUCUUUGGGGUGUAUGCGGCAUGGCAUGGGUGCUGCUGCCAACAUAGGCGAGAAGAAGGCAAAGGGUGCCAAGCAGCCCAAGAAGCGGGAGCUUUUCUAUGGAAAGCUUCCGGUGAAAUGGAACCAGGUACAGUGGCUGGGGAAAAGACCAGAGCCACCAAAAGUUGUGAUCCCUCCGAUGUGGCAGACGGACAGCAAAGCAGCGAUGCUGCGGCCGCGGAACCUGGACGAACACAUCCUGCAGGAACGUGAGGAGUCGCGGGCCUUGAACACUCCAUCCACUGGCUGGGUUCUUCGUCUACAGCUCAUUGAUGAGCCCUUGCGGGCGCCUGUCUGCUCGAAGAGCGAAGAGGUGACCACACUGAUGGAGGCAGCAUCGGCUUCCCGGAGGCUCCGGCAGUACGACAGCGCCAUGGCCCUCCUGAUCCGGGCCCGGCAGCUUUGGGUGGCAGUGGAGGCCAGACAGCCGAGGGCCGCGGAGUGGGAAGACGUGCAAGCCUUGGUGCCUACGCCAUCUCCUUGGAGCUCAAGCGCAGACAGCGCGAGUCCGGUGCAGAGGUGGGCAGGAGCUACCGAAGCCGGGAGCCCGGAGGACCAGGAGGAACUGGAUCGCACCAUUUUCCCAGAUGAUCUCGGGGGACGGCACUCCCAAGGCAUGGCCUUUGGUCGCAGCCGCACAGAGACGCUGCCGCGAGACAUCCGUGCUGGAGAGCAGGUUCAUCGGAGCAUGACUGAUCGUUUGGGUCGCACCAGUCCGGAGAGCGACGACCGGGCGAUGCCGCAUGCACCUCUGGACUCCCUGGAACGCCGGCGCCAACGAAUGGCUUCAAGGGGCUCGUUCCAGCAGAGCGACGCCCCGCAGUCGGCACGGGGCCGCUCACCUACGAGUCGAGCCGCCACUCGAAGCCCCGGUGCAACGAGGAAGUACAACCCCAAGACCGACUUUCCGUCUGCACUGGGUGAUCAGGAGGACCUCGAGCGAAUCCCUCCACAGGCGGCGCUCUUCUUCUUCUGUGAGCUAGCAUCCCUACACUCUACCGUCCAGGAGGAUGAGCUCGCUGCGCAGCUGCUCUGGCGUGCUUUGGAACACAGCCGGAGGCUUCCGGCACAGGAUGCAAACGUGGCGAUGGUGUGGAACGGCCUCGGUCGAGUGGCCUUCCACAUCGGCAGAUUUGAAGAUGCCACGCGCCUCCACAUGCGGGCCCGCAGCAUUCGUGAGAAGGCCCUCGGUGGGGAUACCAUCGACACGGCCACUUCUUACAAUAAUCUCGCCUGCUGCCUCGCUGCGUUGGACCGGCACACCGAGGCAGCGGCAUUUACGGAGCUUGCUGUGGAGAUCUUGAAAGAACUGGCCGGAGAGGACAUUGUGCAUCAGGUACUAGAUGAUGCCUGGAUCAUCGCACAGUUAAUCACUUGGUAA